AUGUCUCCUCGAUCAAGAGGCGCAAAGCGCGUUACGGAAGCCUUCGCAUCUCCUUCGGUACACCACGUCUGUUCUUCUUGUCUCCAGACGCUGUCCAAGCGGAACUAUGCCUCUGCAGCAACUGCCAAAGCAAGCCUUGAUUCUCAGUCGCCUCCGCCUAUCACCCAACUGUCCCCGUCAGGACCUGAGGCGUCCCUGUCACCGCAACCACUCUACACAAUCAAAGCCGGGAUCGUCCUCUCCCGCCCGCCCCUGAUCACACCAGACCCUCAUCCGUUCGAGACAGCUUUCCAUCUCUAUCAACGCCGUCUCAACGAGCGCCUUGUAUUACCUUUCACACAGUACUUCUACUAUCGCCGCAAUACACCUGCAUUUGAACAAUGGCGCAAACACCGCCGCGAGCGAGGUGGCGCCGCAACACGCGACAUUGGAAAGUACAACGCGUACAGUCCGGAGGCGUGGAACGACGAAGUACUCGUGGGCGACGAGACUGGGAAACCGGACAAAAUACUGGAACAACUGAUCUCCGAAGAGGGCAGAGCUGACGAAUUCACCGGACAAGGGGAUCCUCGGUUUGCGGGCUUGAGGAGAGUCACGGAGGCGGAUGAGAAGAAUGACCAGAGGAGUCUAGAGAGGAGGCUUCAGAGGACCUUGUAUCUUUUGGUAAAGCUAAAGAACAAGGCCGGACAAGCCAAAGAGAAGGACAUUGCCGCUGACGGCGAGAAAUAUCUGUGGAGAUUCCCUUCUGGGCCGGUUGUUGGGUUUGAAGGGUUGAGAGAGGCGGCGCAGCGCAUCCUCUUCAGCUCACUUGGCCCUAACAUGAACACCUUUUUCGUCGGCAACCACCCUGUUGGCCACUACGUGGCUCGCUUUUCCUCACCACAACCGCGUCCAUCCACGCCGCCUUUGUAUAUUCCUGGAUCUUCCUCGCCGGCCGCUUUAGAAGCUACAGAACAUCGGUCCUCGUCGGCAACGACGCAGGUUGAGAAGGCCAACGACUCGACACCUUUAAAACAAGACCUCGCUGCAACACAGACCUUGGUCGACGGAGAAAAGACAUUCUUUAUGAAGGCCCGGAUAAUGGCUGGGCAAGCCGACAUUUCUUACUCUACCAAUCGGGCCAAUCCCAGCGGCAAGGAAGGAGAAACUUUACCGGAUACUAAAGUUCCAGGCGUUGGCAAGGGUGAGGCUAGGGACAAAAAGGGGGUUGUCGUCGAUAUGGGGUUGGAUGAGAUCGAAGACUUCAAGUGGUUGAGCAAAGAUGAGGUGGAGGCGCAUGUGCAUCCGGACUAUUGGGUCAGGGUGAAGAACAUGCUUGUGGCGCAGUGA
Fonsecaea erecta is the source of this 1329-nucleotide messenger RNA. RefSeq lists its product as hypothetical. Gene Ontology annotation, cellular component: mitochondrial large ribosomal subunit. The record is from RefSeq and is a predicted model, not a curated record. NCBI's taxonomy places the organism in Eukaryota, Fungi, Ascomycota, Eurotiomycetes, Chaetothyriales, Herpotrichiellaceae. Bases 1 to 1329 code for a protein of 442 amino acids. Gene Ontology annotation, molecular function: structural constituent of ribosome. The transcript is spliced from 3 exons.